AGUCCUAUCUCAUUAAAGAUGGUCCUGAGAUUAGGGAUUCUACUGUGGUUAGGAGCUAUUGUAUAUGCAGGACCAGUUGCAUGGGAUGACUCCAAAUGCGCUCAAAAAUGCAAUGGAGGUUCAAAGUAUCAGUAUUCCGAGCAAUCUUCCUAUAUUUAUUCGUUUGAAUCACAGAAUAAAAUGGCUGCGGACGGUGCAUCUGAUUUGAAUAUGUGGAUGAAAGCUACUGUGAAAGUAACGACCAUCUCAAAAUGCGAAAUGGUCUUACAAAUUACAGAUGUUGCAUCCCAACAUGGAACGAUCAAAGAGACAUCUUCUGUGUUCAUUGAAGAACUCAAAAGGAAUCCCUUACCAUUUGCAUGGGAUGAUGGCAAAAUCAACCAUAUAUGCCCUAGUCCUGAUGAUUCAAACGAAGUUAAUAACGUAAAACGAGCUAUCUUGUCUGCCUUUCAGAACACUAUGAAAAGUUUUGACGCCAGUAGAUAUGACACAGAGGUGGAUGUCCUAGGUUCAUGUGAUACAAAAUACUCUAUUGAUAAAAUAGAAAAUGAGAAAUAUAUUUUAAAAAAAACCAAAAAUAUUGCAACUUGUACAAAUCACUUGAAAGGACAAACUAUUUUGUUGGCUUCGUUUUAUGAAUCUGCAUCGACAAGACAACAUCUUCCAUUUUUAUCUGGUGAAACUUUAGAGUGCAUGCAAACAAUAGACAGUGGUAUAGUUGAAGAAGUUACUUGCGAAGAAAGUGCAUCAUUUAAACCACUAUCCGACUAUGGCUAUGUUGUAGAGGCAAAAGGAAAAACAAUAUUGAAGAAAAUAUCUUCAGAACCAGCAAGCAGGAUAUUAUAUCGAGCUCCUCAUAAAGAGAGUCUUGUAUUUAAAUAUACACCGAAAGUAAAGAAGGAUGAAAAUCUUGUCAGUGAGGCUCAAGCUAUUUUAAGAAGCAUUUGUGAAAGUUCAGAAACUCUGUUGUCAAAAGAUGCUGCUAGCAAAGUUCAUCAACUAGUAUAUGUUAUCCGAAGAUUAAGCCUAGAAUCUCUAGAAUCCAUAUACAAUUCAGUCAAAAGCAAGCAACUAUGCAACUCCGGCAAAGCUUUAACAAUUUUCCAAGACUCAUUGAAAGCAGCGGCAUCAGGAGGAUCUAUUAGUCUUUUAUCAAAACUUGCUGCAAAGGGAGAUAUUUCAAAACUUGAUUCAAUUAUUUGGUUGUCUCUUUUACCAUUUACGUCUUAUGUAGAAGAAGAAUCCAUCGCUGCCACAUUGCCUCUAUUGAAGAAGGAUUCUGCUAGCAAAUAUGCUUUGCUUGGUGUUUCAGCUAUGGCCUAUAAAUAUUGUUUUACAUACGGUGGUUGCGAGACAUCAAAAGCUGUAGGAGAUGUGUCAGCUAGUUUAAAGCAGAUUCUCGGUGAUAAAUGUCAAGCAUCAAAUGAAGAUGAAGAAAUUCAGAUUAUAACAGCACUGAAGGCAUUUGGAAAUCUUGGUUAUGUUGGAGAGAGUGCAGAUAGUAUUUUUGAAUGUGCUUCUUUAGCAACGAAUAAAAUCCCUAUUCGAAUUGCAGCUAUUGAGGCCUUCCGUAGAUCACCAUGUACAGAAAAUGUAGUUUCCAAAUUGUUGGACAUAUAUAAAAGUAAGACAGAAGACGACGAAGUCAGGAUCGCAUCAUUGAUAUCUCUCUCAAGGUGCCCAACUGUAGAGAUUGUACGUCAAGUUUUGGAAAUCUAUGCAGCAGAAACUAGCAAUCAAGUCAAAGUUUUUACAUGGAGUUACCUAGAAAAUUUGCAAGAAAGUAAUGACCCAGUAAAUCAAAAAAUUCAAAAUAUUCUUUGGGCGGAAGAAAUCGAACGUCCUUCUUCAACAGAUAUUACAAAGUUUUCCAGAAAUUUCCAAGUGUCUUUAUUUUCUCAACUUCUUAACAUAGGAGAAACUGUACAAGCUAACGUUAUACAUUCCAGAAAUUCCUUUUUACCACGAUCAGCCAAUCUUGGAUGGAAAAUUGAUUUUUUUGGAAAUCAAUUAGAUUUACUUGAGGUUGGAGGUCGAGUUGAAGAUUUGGAUUUUAUUCUUGAAAAGCUAUUUGGACCUCAUGGGCUGAUGCCAAAUCUUAAAAUCGACGACAUUCUGUCACUUAUUCCCCCAAAUAUUCUAAACCGCAUAAAAAGAUCCGCAGAUUCAUACAAGUCAAAAAUAGAUGCUUUAAGUGAAAGGCUAGGGUACAGUCGAGGAAAAUUACCUCAUGGAAAUGGAUAUAUUCGUGUUCUUGGACACGAAAUGAAUUGGAUUCAUUUGGAUAAGGAUACUUUAAGUAGAUAUAAGGAUAAAGGAGUAAACCUUAAUAGCAUUGUAGGAUUCCUUCAAACUUUAGCAGGCACCAACAGCGUAGAUGCCACAAAAAAUCUACUUUUCCUGGAUCUCUCUGUUCUAUUCCCAAGUGUAACUGGUCGAGCUUACAAGUUAGCUGGUAAUUUAAGCUCUACAAUUGGAUAUAAAAGAGAUGGAAAAGUUGACCUAACUCAACCUGAUUUACCUUUUCCACGUGCUGAUAUUGAAGGAAGCAUUCAACCAAGCAUCUUGAUUGAUUCAAGCGCUUCAUUCACAAUACAUUCAGAGAAUUUUGAACCAGGAGUCAGAGUUGAUACUGUUGUAAAUGCUGGAAUAGACUUGGAUGCUAAAUUUGAAAUGAAAGAGGGAAGAUUACUGCAUUUAAAACUUAAACGCAGACAGAAACGACAAGAAAUUGCAAGCAUCAAGCGUACUUUAUAUUGUAUGAAUGAGAAAGGAGAAACUGAACUUCCAAAGCCUCAGUCUUACAAUCUGAAUUACUGUACAAAAUAUUUACAGUAUCUUACUGGUGCUAAAUACUGUGCUUCAAUGGUUCUUCCUCACAUUUACAAUGCACAAGGAAAACCGAAAGUUCCUUUUGUUCGAGCAAUGGAAGCUUCUUUGGUAGUAGAAGAAACAGACUCCAGCAUGGAUGGUUACGAAUUUCUUCUAGAAAUUCCUAAAUGGGGGAAAUGGGAUGACAGAAAAUACAGAUUUUUACUAGACACCCCAAAUUCUUCUAUCGACAGAAAAUUUGCGCUUGACAUCCAUGGAAAGAAGGAAGGUCCCGGAAAAUAUUCAGAAUCCCUGAAACUUCACACACCUUUUUAUACUACAGAAAUCGAUGCUAACGUAAUGAAUCAAGAUGACAACUUUAAACUGAACAUAAAAGCGGUGGGUAAUGAAAAAAGAAGAUAUGACCUUUCCUUAGAUGUAGGAAAAACAGUUAAAGGCGCCAAAUUGGUAGAAUAUAGUCCACAACUAUCGCUUUCUCUACCUGGUAUGGCACCAGUUGAGAUGUCAGGUACCAUAGUAUACGCCAGAGGACGAAAAGAACAAAUUACUAUUAAUCUUCAGUCGAAUAGUUUUGGUUCUAUGACAAUUAAAGGAAAUCUUGCAAAAGAGGGAGAAACUAUUGGAUUAGACUCUGAUUGGCGACUUCAUAAUGAUUUCAAUAUAACAGCGUUUUCAAUGAUUCAUAAAGUAUACGGCACAAUAGGAAACCGUGUUGGAAAAGGUGGCUAUCUAAAUGUUGGCCAUCACUAUGAACCUGAUGGACGUAGCUAUGAAAGUGUAACUAUUAAUGCAGCUUUGGAAGACAUAAAAUUCCGUGGCCGUCUAGGUUUCAAACUAAGUUCUGCAAUACUUCUAGCAGAACACCAGGAUCUAAACACUAUGCUUAAGUGGGACUUUAGCUUAAAUCCACUAGAACAUCUCAAGAAUGACAUAAUCUUUAGAUACGGUGAAAACUUUGAAGACGAUACACAUCUGGUUCGAGUAACACAGUCCCUUGCAUUUGGGGGAGAUUUCGAUACAUUCCAAAAGUUAGAUAUUGAAAACAAGCUUGGCUUGACAAUUUCGUGCUUUGAUUUUGAUAAGGCAGGGGCUUUAUCAAUUGUUUGGGACUUUGUAGACAAGCCUAAAUUUAUGGCUGAAGUUGGUCUAAAAUCUAAUAAGGAAAAUCAGGUAUAUUUGAAAUACGAUUACACGCAUGUUUCCGAAACUCCUCUAAAAUUAGCAUCUGAAGCAACUCUUAUAUAUUACAAAACCAAAUUGCUUUAUCGUAAUCAGCUUCAAGAAGUAGGAGCAAAUGAAUAUCAGGGCAAGGCGGUCUUGGAACCAGCUGAAAAUAAACAAAUCAGCAUUGACUAUACCUAUAGAGUCAAAAGUGAAGACCACUUUCACCGUGAAAUUGAAGCCUCAAUUGACUUCCCUGGAAGGCCAGUUCCUGUGAAACAGAAAACUGUUGUGAUGUAUUCACCUGCUGAAAUUCAAAUAAGCAGUACCACUGAUUAUGGAACUGGGUCACCUCAUACUUUAGAUUUUAAGUGGAAAAGAGGCGUGAAAGCAGAAUUUUCUAUUGACACUUCUUAUAUGGAAGGACAGUUUGCUGUGGAAAACCAAUCUCCAGUGCGCUCAAUUAAAGCAGAAUUCAAUUUGAAAAAAGUCCUCAACAAAAAAAUUUCAGUUAUAGGAAGUGUAACGCCAGGAGAUCCUAAUCUAUUAAACGUGGAAGUUGAAUGGGAAGGUGACGGUUCACAAAAAAAAGUCGUCAUUGAUGCCAAAUCAAACAAAGGCACCGAAGAUGGAAUAGAAAAAUACAUGAUAACAGCGACAGUUAACUAUGUGGGUGCUAUUAGUGUUGAUAUAACGGGCAAAGUGAGUACAGAUUUGUUGAGAGGACCACAUUACUUCAGGGCUGAUUAUACUGCAAAAGAACCAAUCGCCAUAGAGUUUACACACGAAAUCAAAAACGGCAAGCUUGUAAGUUUUGGUCGAUAUUUGAACAAUAACGCUGAAAGACUUAGAAUGGAUAUUAAAGGUAAAAUGGAGUUAACCGGUUAUAAAUUUGAGUUGGAUGGAGGGAUAUUUAUGACUUCGCCUUACAAAUCUCUAGAUGGAAAAGAAAUCUCCUUUAGAAUCAUGGCAGAUUCCACUGACGCUGUAAGAACAUUCAUUUCGGAGUACCGAAUUAUGCCGGUGUCUUUCAUUAACUACGCCGGAAAAUUAGAAUAUACUAGAAAAAGAGGAUGGCCUGGUCAAAUCAAAUCUAUUGCACUGGUAUCAGUUCAUAAUAGGCCCUCAAUUGAAGCAACUACAACUAUCGAUUAUGGAAAUGGAAAGUAUUCUCUUAAAAGUAGCUUGACGCCUCUUUCAAGGAGAAAAAUCAACUUAGUUUCUACAUUUGAGCAUUCUGGUAGAUUUGCUGCUUUCCAUCAUUCCUUAGCUACAUCGUUUGAGUAUUUGCAGACUGUCGACCUUAAAGCAGUUGCAGAUCUUAGAAAUAUGGAAGAUGCCAAAAUACACUCGAACUUUGACAUAAAUAAGCACAAACUCUAUGAUGUGAAUUCAACUUUGAAAUUCCGUACCCUGAUUGAUUUUGAUGGACAGCUUACAAUAUACAGCAAAAUAACACCGUCUCUCAAACUUUUCUACAAAACACAAGCAUCAGGACAGAUUUCCAAAUACGAAAUGAAUCUUGACGUUGAUUCUCAGAGCUUGAUGACUGGCAGUGGUGAAAUUAAAAAAAGAAAGAAGGGAUUUAACGGCGACCUCAUAUUUAAGUACAGAGAGAAAGAGUUUUUGGCACUAACAAUUUCUCAAGAGGCAAAAUCUCAAAGAGAAAGAAAUUAUGUAAUAAAAUCAAAAACACCUUGGCGAAAUCAUAUUGGAUCCAUUAAAGUCAUGAAAGACAAAAAAGGUAGUUCCAAAUAUGAAACUAAAUUCUGUAGAGAAAAAGAAGAAGAUAAGUGUAUAAGUAUCGAUCUUGCUCAUAAAGAAAUUCCGGACGGGAACGAAUGGAACGUGUGUUACAAACGCCAAGAAGUAGACUUCUGUAUUGAAAGAAUUAGAGCAGACACAAAAGAAGUUUCCCGUUAUCAUACUGUUAUAUAUAAAGGAGACACACGUUAUGGUUACGAUGUAAGGUUUGGAAAAGAAGGCAAUGGAUUAAUGACAAGUGCAGGUCUCAUCCUUCCAUCUAGAGAAAUAGUGAACAAACUUAUUGUGGAAUUUUCUCUCAGCAAACCAAAACUGAAAUGGGAACUUAAAUUAGAUGCUGCUAAAAACCCUGAUAGGAAGUUGAAUGUAGACUUGCGAUUUGAUAAUCAUCUGACUGACAAUCAAGCAUCAAAAUUGGAUAUAACUAUCACUCACCCUAUUUAUGAAAAACCAAUCGAAAUAAAAUUAGUUGGAGACUUAGAGCUAUCACAAAACAAAAUAUUUACAGGAGAAAUGUCUUUGGAUUAUUCAAAUGACCCUGAAGACAAGCUCAUCGGAAAACUGGCUGUUGAAAAGGGUCCUGUUCCAACUGCUAUUCUAAAUAUUUACCAUCAAGGUGAGUUUGCUUUCAUACAUUUAGAUUUUGUGGUAAAAUUGAAUGGAACUGUAAAUGAAAAUGAAGAAUAUUUUGGUUUAAUAUGGAAUUGGAAAGACGACUCAAAUGUUGAUCAAGAAGCAUUUAUUGUAUUUAACUGGUUGUUUAAGGAAAGAAAAAUCUCAUUUGCAUACCAAAGACCAAAGUUUUUCUACAGACUAGACGCUGAUAUAGUUGCCUCUCAAACACUACUGGAUGAAAGUCAAGUCACUGACGUAACUUCAAAUUUGAAUGGAGAAAUCAGCAAAUAUAAAAUUAUCAAUGAUUAUGCAACUGGAUGUAACAAACUUUAUGUUUUAAAUGAUGAUGGAGAAAAUAAAAGAUCCUAUGAAUUGUGUCACAAUGAAGAUGGCAGAAAAAUUCUAUCAGUUUUAGUUGAAGGCUUAGAUGACGAAAAUCAGUGGACCUUCCAAUAUUCACUUGAAAUAAUACGUAAAAAUUGGUGGACCAUUGGAAUAAUAAACAACUUCAAUCCUGAAUUUUUGGGACAAACUUUGUUCCGUCUUUCUGCUCUUGGAGAUGAAUUAACUGCAGCAGGUGUUGGAACUCUUCCCAUAUCAGACACAGCAAGAUACAAAAAGAUAAAAUCUUCUUUUACCAGCAAAAUUGUGCAGCCAUCAUUAAGAUUCUUUGUCCCAGAAGCUACAAAAUUUAUAUCUGGAAUGAUUAGAGACAUUCAGACUUUAAGACAAAAACUUACAUUUUACUAUCACACUUUGCCGUCAUUUGAAGAGGUCAGGCACUGUGGAAAGAAGGUAUUGGCAAUUUCAAAAGCAAUCGCCCAAGAAAUCUGGAAUGUAGUUGGUUCGUACUAUAAAAACUACCUCGAAACUACUCUAAAAACUGUUCACAAGUUUGUUGAGCUUGUGAAAAAGGCCUGUGAUGACAAUAUUGAAUGUAAAGCUUUUGUAAAAGCUUACCAUGACGAUGGUUUUAAGGGACUGGUGAAACAGCUGAGGGACUACCUCCUAAGAUUGCCAGAUCGAAUUCAACACUUUUUAAGUCAAGAACAUCCAGAACUCAGAAAUUUCAUGGGCAAAGCUGUUACUUUAUUAAAGGAAUUCCUUGAGCCUCUCACAAAGUAUCGUUGUGGUGAAAUUGUUGUAAAAGUUGUUAAACUCAGCUACGAGAAGCUGGAACCCAUUGCACAAAGAUUUUUACGAGAUUUCCCAUCUUAUUAUAGAGCUGUUAGAGGAAAGAUCGUCUCUAAUCCAUACGUUAUCCAAGCAGCAAAACUUGCAAAAGAAACUUACUUGAACAUCAGAGAAACACUUCUGAAAAUUGACUACAAAAAACUCUAUAAGCUAGCCAUAGAAAAAUUGGAAGAAUGUUUACUAAACGUAAAUCCACCAUCUCUUAAAAAGUCAUUCAAAGUUCUUGCUCUGAACACCGAAAAAGGCAUAGCUGAGUUUGAAGUAUACCUUGCAACAUCCCACCCACUACCAAGAAAAAUCAUUGAUUAUACUGUUUCAACAACCAUAAAUAUAGUGAAAAGGUUAGCAGAUAUUCAACCAAGUUGGAAAACUGUUCUGGUGAAAGUUAAAAGAGUAACUGAUCUUAACUUUUUCCCGCCAUACAAAGCUCAAGCAAUGAUACUUGGGAACCAACAUUAUGUAACCUUUGACAAGGAAUUCUUCGAUUUCGCUGGAGAAUGCACUUAUCUUUUGACCAGAGAUUUUGAAGAUGGAAAUUUCACCUUUGCACUGACACCAAAAGAAGGAGAAAAAAGUCCCUCCAUUUUAGCAUGGAUAAAUGAUGCCAGCGUUGAAUUAAAUCCAGCUGAUAAAUCAGUCUUAGUUGGAGACAAAGCUGUCGAGUUACCAUACAUAUCGAAAGACUUCGUUGUUUCUCGAUCUGGCAAUGCUAUAACUAUUAAUGAUCGUCAUGGAGUUGAAGUUAAAUGUAACUUAGUUCAUGAGCUUUGUACAUUUUCUAUAACUGGAUGGUACUUCGGCAAAACUGCUGGUCUUUUAGGAACGUACAACUAUGAACCUAAAGAUGACUUCAAAAGACCAAAAGGACAGAUUGCCAAUUCUGCAACAGUCCACGCAAAAAGUUGGGAGUUAAAGAAAGGUUGCAAAAGUAACAAUUUAGUCUCUGAACCCCGUAUCAAUGAACGAAGUGACUACUAUAAAUUAUGCCGGCAACAUUUUGUUGAUGACGCAUCACCUUUAUCAGCAUGUUACUCUGAAGUUUCUCCUGCAGAUUACAUGCAACUUUGCCUUCGUCAUCUAGCUUCAGCUAGUGACUCAACUAAAGCUUUAUGCCGAGUUUCAGCUGCUUAUGUUGCAGAAUGUGAAAGAAAUUAUGUAGAAUUAAGCCUUCCAAACAAAUGCCUCGUUUGCACUGGACCAGAUGGUUCUACUUUAGAACACAGUGACAAGAAAAAAUACGAAAAUCUGUCCAAGAAAUCUUCUGACGUAGUUUUUAUAAUAGAAGACCAUGAAUGCAACAAAGCCGUCAUUGGGGAAUUGAGCAACAUUGCUCGAUCUAUUGACCGAGAGCUUCAAACCGAAGGAUUUAAGGAUAACAUGUUUGGUGUAAUUGGAUAUGGUGGAGAUGUUGGAUCACCUGAAAUUUUUACUGUCGGUGGAAAGACUUUCUUCAAUUCCAGAGAUAUUAAUUCAAUUGUUGGCAGGAUCAGCUUACAGAGUAACAAAGUGGAAUCUUCACGAGCAUUUGAAGCAAUGAAAUUAGCAGUUACCUAUCUAUCAAGAAGUGAUACAUCAAAGAAUUUCGUAUUAUUCUCUUGUUCUUCAUGCAAAUAUGAUUUCAAAUCAUUACAAUAUCCUGUUGUUCAACAAAUUUUGCUUGAAAGAGGAAUAAGUUUGCAUGUAGUUCAUAGUGCUGAAAUUUCAAUUCGCAAAAGCAAAGAAAAAGACAUAAUAGGGGUAGACCCAGAUACGGUAUAUCAUUCCAAAGACGUCACUCAACGAGAACUUGUUGGCGAACCGGCAUUAAGAUCACAAGUUAGCAUUCCAAAGGAUCUUUGCAUUGCACUUUCUCAGGACGUUGGAGGAAGUUUCUUUUCAACUUAUCCUCUCAGUAAAGGAACAAGUGACGCUAAAAACUGGCGAAGUGUAUUUUCAAGAAAGUUUAUUAAAGCCGUCCAAAGUUUCAAGUGCCAAUGGUGUGACUGUUCAUCAACCAGGGACCACAUCCCUAAUACUGUAUGCCAACCUUGUGAAACCAAAAGACCAAGGCUACCAUAUUCUGUAUGUAGAUCUUGUGCACUUCCCAGAACUGUUGAAGUCUUUCUGUCCUAUAUACGUCACCUCAUUUAAGUUGUACUAGUAGUGCAUUAUAUUAAAUUCGAAAAGUAUCUUUCACAGUACACUA
Parasteatoda tepidariorum (common house spider) is the source of this 9751-nucleotide messenger RNA. Lineage: Eukaryota; Metazoa; Arthropoda; Arachnida; Araneae; Theridiidae. The record is from RefSeq and is a predicted model, not a curated record.